Odontomachus brunneus is the source of this 1677-nucleotide messenger RNA. Its product is annotated as spermatogenesis-defective protein 39 homolog. The transcript is spliced from 9 exons. Gene Ontology annotation, biological process: vacuolar transport; intracellular protein transport. The record is from RefSeq and is a predicted model, not a curated record. The coding region runs from base 307 to 1584 and encodes 425 amino acids. Gene Ontology annotation, cellular component: cytoplasm. NCBI's taxonomy places the organism in Eukaryota, Metazoa, Arthropoda, Insecta, Hymenoptera, Formicidae.
AAACCAGCACAAAACAAGCAUUGUGUACCGCUGGCUUGAACCAUAGGUUUUCAGUAUUGACAGUGGAUAUAGGAACACAGUUUAUCUUUUCUGGUGUACAUAUUAUUAUAGGAUAAAGAUAUUACGAUUUUUUGGAUAGCAAAUAUGUUUGUACGACUUUUUGUUCAGCUGGCGCAUAUCAAGAAACCUUAUUAAAGUUUUAGCAUUUAACGGAUCUCAAUUUGCACUCAUCAUUCUCAAACUGUUGACGAAGAGUUAGGUUAAUGUACUAGGUUCAAAGUUAAUAUAUAAACCUCUCGAGUCAGGAUGACCACCGGCAAAGACGACGAUGCUUUUUGGUAUAGCAGUGAGACGCGGUUGUUCUGUUUCGAAGAUAAUGAGGUGGACCAAUUGUUUGGUGUCUCAAAAAAUGACACAGAGAAAUUGUGGGCUGGAAUUUCCAAGACAUCGAUUUCCGAAAGCAAUCUCAAGCCCAGUGAUGAUUUCCAAAGUACAAAACCUCUCCUUUCAAUCAUAUCUGAGAAGACCCUUUCACGUAUUUUAGCUUUAACCGAAUGUAAACUGCAAAAUUUGUACUCAGAAGCAGCCAUUGUUCAGCCAGAUAUUACCUUAAGAAAAAUUUUGCUUGGUCAGCCGUAUUCAUUGGAACAAUACAGUUCAUUGGCCAGUAAAACUGCACUUCUAGAUGCUGCUAUUUUAAGCGGAGAUGGAAAUGCUAUUUUGAUAAUAGUUUUAUUUCUCACAAAGACUUUAAAGCGAUCGUUGGUCCAAAGACUACUAGCAGACAGACCAGAUGCAGUAAAUGUGUAUUUACAUUAUCUCUUUAUAAGACUACAGACAAACGAGAUAACUGACAUUUUGACUAUGCUGGGUCAAUCUUUAACUGCUGCUAUGAAGAAUCUACACAUUAUUAUAAAAAACACAAAAGAACCAAAUACGCUGCUGCAGAAACUUCAUAACUGCUACAAGGUACAUUUUGCCAUACUGCCUGACUGUAAAGAGACCACAUUUCUCCAAUGUUACAUCAAACUAUUGGAAUGGCAAGUGGCGAUUAAGCAGAAGAAAGAUAACGAGGAACUUGCAUUAAAUUCUUCGGUUCUGGAAUCUCUGCAUUACGCAUGUAAAUACCACUGCAAUACGCCGGACCAUUAUGUCGUAAUAUCACCUACAACUCUCUCUCGUGAUCAUGACAUUUCUUCUAGACUAUAUCAAAAAGUCACUUUGCAAGUCAAAGCUACCUGCGGCGCAUGGGACGAUAUCGAUCGUCUACUUUUAACAAAGGGAAUGCUUGGGAAUAUAAAGCUGCAAACAUGUUUGCACAUGGAAGAUGUCUUGAAAGUAUUGCAUAAGCACAAUGCGCCGUACGCUAUUCUCGAAAAGUACUUAAAAUUCGUCGAUAAUUUGGAGAAACGAUUGGAAUUGGCAAAGAAAUUAUCUUGUUACACGAUAGUUACCGAUAUAUUCGUACAACAAGGAAAUCGUACAGCGCUUAUGGAUCAUAAGGCAAAAUUGCAACCACAGUCGGAAGAAUAUUUUUAUGCUGAGAGUGCUUUGCGUUUACCUCACGUCAAGUGGAAAAGCUAAGUGUGUGUGUGCAUCGCAAAUAAUAUAUUUAAAUUGUGUAAUUGCGCUGCUUUGUAUAUUAUGAGAAAAAAGAAAUGAUGGAUUUGAAUACGA